Molecule: messenger RNA, 2547 nt
Organism: Heterobasidion irregulare TC 32-1
Lineage: Eukaryota; Fungi; Basidiomycota; Agaricomycetes; Russulales; Bondarzewiaceae
Exons: 12
Coding region: 1-2547 (848 amino acids)
Source: RefSeq, a predicted model, not a curated record
AUGGUACCCAAGUCUGCCUCCGUUUUUGCUCGCUUGUCAAGAGCCAAUGUACCAAAAAUGCCGCCGCAAUGUCACAAGCACCAGCCGUAUCGUCUUCAAUGCCCUGACUGCCCCAAGGAGUUCCGCAACAUGUCAGGGCUCACUCAGCACCACAAUUCAGCUCAUAUUCGACUACCAUCUGCUUCUCUAUCUCCUCCACUGACAGAGCGCUUGCCAUCACCCGAACUUGCAGAUUUAGCAGCACCAUUAGAAGUACCUAUGGAAGACAUUGCCGAACCUCCAAGAGGGGCACAGCGCAUUUAUCACCGAGACAUCAAUGCCCUUCCUUGUGAUAUUCACGGACAUAACCUCCCUCCUGGAACACCUCCGCCACCACGUCAUGAGCAAGAUGGUGUUGAUAAAGACAAUGACUGGUUUCCGUUUCAUGACCGUCUGGAAUUCGAAACAGGGGAGUUUCUCUUCAGGUGGCAGCACAUGUCAAAUAAUGGCAUAGACGAACUGAUGGACCUAUGGGCUGCAUCGCUACUUAAGCAUCAUGCUGAGCCCCCAUUUUCUAGUCAUGGAGAUUUGGACUCAGUUCUUGAUUCUAUCAAGGUCAGUGAUGUUCCAUGGCAAUCAUUCCAUGUAUCAUACACCGGCCAACUUCCUAAUGCUGCUGUCACACCGCCAUGGAUGUUCGACAAGUAUGAUGUCUGGUUCCGAUCUCCGCAUAAUACUAUUGCAGAAGACCCCACAAACCAUGGGUCUAUGUUUGUGCCAAUCAUUCCUGGAAGCGACAAGACUACGGUCUCUGUCGCUACCAGUCAAAAUGAAUAUUAUCCCCUCUAUGGAUCAAUCGGAAAUGUUCACAAUCAUGUAAGAGGUGCUCACCGUAAUGCCCUCGUCUUAAUCAGCUUCCUUGCAGUCCCAAAAACAGAACAGAAAUACUCAAACAGCGCUCUAUUCCGGAAGUUCCAACGACAACUAUUCCAUUCAUCACUGUCAGCAAUCCUUCAAUGCCUGAAGCUGGUGAUGACCACUCCUGAGGUUACCCGAUGCUGGGAUGGUCAUUAUCGUCGAGUGAUCUAUGGGCUUGGCCUGUACAUUGCAGAUUACCCUGAGCAAGUGCUCUUGGCAUGCAUUGUUCAGGGGUGGUGUCCAAUCUGUACAACUCCCGCAAAGGAGCUAGAUGGUCCCUUAAUUGUCGCAGAUCUUAUUCCAUUCACCAAUGAUUUCCCUCGCACUGACAUCCAUCAGCUUAUCUCACCGGAUCUACUUCACCAGAUCAUUAAGGGCUGCUGGAAGGAUCAUCUUGUAACGUGGGUGUGCGACUAUCUUAUUCUUACGCAUGGCAAAACACGUGGACAUGAGAUUAUGGAUGAUAUUGAUCGCCGAAUAGAAGCUGUUCCUACCUUUUCGGGCCUGCGUCACUUUCAUCAAGGUCGUGACUUCAAGCAAUGGACCGGGGACGACUCCAAGGCUCUUAUGAAGGUUUAUUUGCCUGCCAUUGCUGGCCAUGUCCCGCAACAAAUGGUCAAAACACUGGCCGCUUUUCUCGAAGUAUGUUAUCUUGUCCGUCGUGAUGAGAUAGACCGCGCUACUCUCGCCCAGAUUGAGGAUGCGCUAGCCCGGUUACGACAGCAUCGCCAGAUCUUCAAGGCGACAGGUGUUUGUGAUGACUUCUGCCUUCCACGGCAGCAUGCACUGGAGCAUUAUGUCAGGCAUAUACAACGCUUUGGGGCCCCAAAUGGCUUGUGCUCGUCAAUCACAGAGUCCAAACACAUCAAGGCAGUAAAAGAGCCAUGGAGGAGCUCGAACCAAAACAACCCCUUAGGCCAGAUGCUCCUCGCAAACCAGCAUCUCGACAAGUUGGCGGCGGCUCGCAUUGACUUCCACAGUCGAGGGAUGUUGUUUGGGACUUGCCUAGAUGCUGCUUAUGCAGAAUUUAUACAACUAAAUGAAGCAGAGGCAGGUCUCGACAAUGCCAAUGAAGACCACAAGAAUGCCAAUGAAGACCACGAGGAUGUCAAUGAAGACCACGAGGAUGCCAAUGAAGGCCAUGAAGAUUUAGAUAAAGGUUGCGGGGCGGCCAACAAAGGCUGCGAGGAUGCUGACGAAGGAGAUGAGGAUGUGGGUGCUGUGGCAGGGCACACCGUCGAAAAUUAUGUGGUCCUCACGAAGAAACAAUGCUAUGCACAGACUCUAGAUGCCCUCGGCAUUUAUAUUGGCCAUCCUCGACUCCUAGAGCUUACAUGGCAAUUUUUAUUUGAACAGCUCCACCCAAAUGGCCCUCCAGCUUCCACUAUUGCCCUCAACCUCUGCCCUAUCGUGACGGAUCGUCGUGUCAGCGUUUAUCAUUCUGCAACAGCCAUUUUCUACGCACCAAGUGAUCCAUCUGGCAUUGGAGGCAUGCGGCGCGAGGUUAUACGGGCAACACCAUCGUGGCGUCAUGGUCCCAGCCGUUACGACUGUGUUUAUUUACAGAUGGAUGCAGAGCACCAGGGUUUCCGUGGAUUGAAUGCUGUCCGUGUGCGCCUUUUCUUCCGUUUUUGGUUCCAUGGGCGGUGA